Molecule: messenger RNA, 523 nt
Organism: Arachis stenosperma
Lineage: Eukaryota; Viridiplantae; Streptophyta; Magnoliopsida; Fabales; Fabaceae
Exons: 3
Coding region: 128-523 (131 amino acids)
Source: RefSeq, a predicted model, not a curated record
CUAGCCGCCAACCCUCACAUUCACUCUGCGCUCUCUACUUUCGAAACCCACUCCCAGUCUCGCAGCAGCCAGCACCUCCCACUCCCAACAUGCGUGAACCCCUUCCUCCCACCAUCUCCCUGCGCUAAUGAACCCCUUCCUCUCACCACCUCCCAGCGCCACCGAACCCUUCCAGUCUUUCACACAGCGCCGCCGAACCUUUCGUCCCAGCACCUCCUCGCAGACAGCACCAGCCAACACCAUCGUCGCAGAGCCAGCACCACCCGCAGCAUCGUUUCUGGCCUCGCGGAGACAGCACCACCCAGCCACCCACAGCAUCGUUUCUGGCCUCGCGGAGACACGGAUAGCAGCCGCCAUCGAGUCAAGUCAGAUAAGGAGCCUCCAAUUUAGAGUUCAACACAGCAGCUCCCAGUCUCCCACCACACCACUGACCCCAACAUCAUCAUCGGUGAUAACGGAGUUGGGAAGUCAUGUCUUCUACUUCAAUUCACUGGCAAGUGCUUUCAACCCGUCCAUGACUUGA